Molecule: messenger RNA, 3904 nt
Organism: Paramuricea clavata
Lineage: Eukaryota; Metazoa; Cnidaria; Anthozoa; Malacalcyonacea; Plexauridae
Source: the annotation of a GenBank genome assembly
CACAUGUUGACUAAUUCCUCGGAGGCAACUGUAUAAAUAGAAGGAUUUACAUUGCCUUGCUAGUGUUUGCAUGCGAGCUUUGGACUGAUCGUGUUAUUAUUGCAAGCCGUAACUAGUCUCGCGUCAGUGUAAGUACCCGAUAGAACCAUGGUACCGCGAUUAAUGUUAAGCGUUUUGGUAUUGGCUUGCGUCUGGCUUGACGGGAAUUAUGGAGAAAGCAGUGUAAGUGUCAAGUUUAUAUUUAUUUUGGGUUAGUUUUAUGUUUGUAUCUUUGUAUUUGUCCUGUUUAAUUUUGCGUGUCAUGUUCUUGCGUUAAAACAUUUAGCCAUUAUUGAAUAUUCCAUUAAGAAAUCAUUUUUAAUGUUCGAGCUUUCGCAUCAGUCAUUUGAGCUUUCGCAUUAAGCUGAUUACGACAUUCAUGGUACACUUCCAUGUUGUUAAUUCCUGGUAAUUCCUCAUAUAAACCUAAAAACCUCGUCUAUAUCACUUCUAUGGAUUAGGUUCAUUUCCCGCAAGAAUGUUAAAAUACAUUUCUGACUUCUAUUAUUUAUUUGCCACCAAAUUACAAGACUAUACUGUAUAUAAAAGACGAAUUAUUAUUUUCUCGCUUUGGUAACUACAGAGAUUGACCAACAUAUAAAAGUCAAAAGUGGUUAGUGAAGGUCACUUGUCUGGGUCACUCAUAUCAGCAUAAAAAGAUAAUUGGCUUUGGUUUGAAACUUUUAAAAACCUAUAAUUUGUUUUUCAAAAUAGUGUAGCAAUAGUUGCACAAAAAGAAAUGUAUUUUAAAAUUUUCAAUUUCAAUUUCUGGAAGCUGCAUACAGGACGUCGACCAUUUAUAUACAUUUGCUAUACAUUUCCCACGCAUAAAUUUAAGUUACGAACCGGAAACUUUACGCCUCAGCACCUGACUGUGUGCACGGGUCUUCAUGUCCUUUUCUGCUUUCAAACAACCGAAAGAGGAAUAACAAAAACAUCUGCAUGCCUCUGAACAGGAACAUCGUUUAUGGUUCAAAUAUUUGCAUAUUUUACGUCUGAAAACGCCUUGAGAGUUGAGUGGCUAGAGUAAAAGUGGGAAGAGUACGUAAAAAGUCAUUUUCACUUUUAGCAUGCAAUCUUAUGAUUGAGUAACCCUGAUAUUUAUUGAAAUAAAGUUGCCAAAAGUUCUCGAUCGCUGCUCAACGUUUAUACAUAAUUUGUUACUCAAUUGAAACUGUAUCCACCAUGUUUCAUUCAUCGUUUUUGUUCAGAAUUCAAUUGAACCACCGCCUAUCAAUCCUGGAGAUCGGUGCCCUGUUAAGGAACUAAAGGUUGGUUUGUUAUUCUGCAUUUGUUUAUUUGCGACAGACCAAUGAUACCAACUAAAAGUUUGUCAUCAAGCUAGUUUUAUUUUGAGCUUAGUAUUCUUGCCUCACCAGGGAGAAAAAGGAGAUCCAGGCCCCGUUGGGCCGGCAGGCAAGGAUGGAUUACCAGGGAUACAAGGGGUUAAAGGUGAUCAAGGAGAACAGGGUAUGAAGGGUGGAGAUGGGAUGAAAGGCGGUGAAGGAUCUAAAGGUGCGAAGGGGAUACCUGGGGAUGAUGGAAAUGAGGGAAAGCUAGGUGCUAAAGGAGAUAAGGGGGAGGAAGGACAAUGUGAUGCACAGGUAUGGGGGCUGGAUUUUAAUUUUUGCGUCCUGAUCACAAGAUCAGUGGUCCUAAUAUAUCUUAAAAAUAGGAAGGUGUGCUUAAAAUUGACAGAGUAACAGCUAGCGCGCCUUUGGCUGCCACCAUAGACUCGUGCGUGAUCAUUGAUGAGGGAAGACAGCCAACCACAACAUUACUGAUACGAGUUUUCCAGCACGUCAAAUAUAAGAUAGUCACUCUUCAUGUAACAACCCAUCAACCUUUACUAGCAGGCUUAACUCGGUCUUGGCAGUCAGGACGCAAUGCAACAUGCUUUACUGCGUCCUACCAGGAUUCUACAUUAUAAUUUACCCUCUCUAUUACAUCAUGAGGAAAGCGUUAGCAGUAAUGUAUUAACUUUUGUAAAACAUGUUUUCCACACAGUUCAAUCAUAAUGUACCAUAGCGUCCUCUCGUUUUGAAAGUAAUGUUUAACGCUAGUUUUAUAAAAUAAGAUUAAUCAUUUCGUUUCUUUAUCCACGACUCUAGUGUGGAGACAUAAAGAAGCUUGAAGCAAGAUUACAAUUACUCGAGUCAAACUACACGCAAGAGGUAUAAAUUAAAGUAACAUUAUUAUAGUUUUAUAUGUAAUUUAUAUAUCUGUAUACUGAAUUGAUGGCCACGCGUUUAUCAGUGCAAACUGUCAAGUGAAACCAUCUUGAAAUAAUGUUGUUUAUUAUUAUUAUAUGUCUUAUAUCUGAAACACAGCAUGUAAGUAGUGUGUAGCGGGGCUUAAUGGACCCUUUUCAUGCGAUAAUUAGCAAAGUUACACCUUAAUAAUUCAUGAGUUAUGCAAAUUAAUUUGCAUAACGAUGACGUAUUUUUCCGAAGGUUCUCCGAUGAUGAUAAAACAACGAGGGCUUUCCGAUUAUUAAUUUGCAUAAUCGAUGACGUAUUUUCCGAAGGUUCUCCGAUGAUAAAACAACGAGAGCUUUCCGAUUAGUCCCCAUUUUGUUUCAAGAUGGCGGAAGGGUUAAUAAUGGCGGUUUUAAGGGAAAAUAACAUUGAAUUGAGUGUGAAUACUUUUCGUUUCCAUUUAAAAUUGCUUUUGGAAAAGCAUGGGGGUUUAUUUGAAAGCAUGAUAGCUCGUAUUGGACGAGAAAACGUACUUGAAAAUUUGUGUGUAAUCUAUCAGGAAUUAGACCCUUCAAAUUUUGGUCGAAUUAUGGCUUACUUGACUUUAGUUUACAAAGUUAGUGAUUUUUGUGAGCCUGAAAUUGUGCAAGAAGCCGUAGAAGUCUGUGUAUGGGAAUUAAAACAGGUGGACAUAGCUAGCUUUCAAAUAAAACAAUCUUGGAUACAACGUUUAAUUGCAUGGUUACGCGACUAAUAACCUGGCGAAAUUUGAAUAUCACUAAUCCGGGUUCAAUAGCAAAAGUCAUUAACUGUUGUACAUGGCUGAACACAUUGUACUUUUACUGCAUUGCCCAGGCCCGUUUGUGCUGACUUAGCAAGAAGCGGUUGAUUCUGCUUUUUUUUUUUUUUGAUAUUGCUUGUUAUUUGUACGUCAAAGAGGGAUUGAACAGAAAUAUUGUACCGAAGGCAAAGCAAUGGAAAUCCAUUUCAGAAAGUGUCGGCGGUGUGAAGAAUUUGGACCGAACAAUACAAAAUUACCACUUCAUUAUACAAGAAGAGAAAGUACGCUAGAUUUUGAGGAUUUUAGAUGCGAUAGAUGUUUGUUUGAAAUGGAUCGACCAAUGUUUGAUGUACAACAAAUAAUACAAAUGUGGAACAUAACUUGUGAACAUGAUAAAUGUACUCGGCCGGCAAACUUUUAUAAUUGUGGGCGGGAGUUUGUAUGUUGUAUUUGUUACGUGCGAACAUAUUGUCAUAUUCAUUGUCGUGUAUGUAAUAUCGCACAUAAAUGCCGGGACGAUGAUUGCGUUGAAACAUUAGCAAGAGCUAGCAAAAUGUGUUAUUAUUAAAUGUAUUACAAAUGUGUUGAACCGGUUUUAAGAGUGAAUAUCACUAAUCCGGGUUGAAUAGCAAAAGUCAUUAACUGUUGUACAUGGCUGAACACAUUGUACUUUUACUACAUUGCUAACGAAGGAUAUGGAAAAACUGUCACUUAUAGACUAUUAAGAGCCUAUAAUUAAGCUAUUAAAACAUUGUUAUAUUAACCCGAACAGAACACUUAAAUACAUAGAAACCUAGUGAGUGAGUGAAAUGUUGUAAAUACGCUAAAUGAAAUAUAUCAACAUUGUUUUUCCUUGAGUUCAAACAGAACUACUUCUUCCUAGUCG